GCACAACGUCGGGGUCUACAAAGUCGACCAGUACCAAGUCCACGGGGACUCAGACAGACGAGUACCCGUCAGACGACCAUGCAGCGGAGGAGUGUGAUGAUCCAGAAGAUAACAACAAAUACAACUGCUUUGACACAGAUAUCCCUGGACCCAGCAGCGCCCAUUCCGAUUACGAACACAUGGAACUGCUUCCUGUCUUCAUUCGGCCGCUUGUCAUUGCCAUCCACGACCCGGCGCCAGACGGUCAUUGUGGGUUUCGUGCACUUAGUUUUGCACUAUAUGGUACUCAAGAAGGGUUCACAGGGGUGAGGACACGACUUGCUGAAGA
This is a messenger RNA of Linum tenue, 328 nucleotides long. NCBI's taxonomy places the organism in Eukaryota, Viridiplantae, Streptophyta, Magnoliopsida, Malpighiales, Linaceae. The record is from the annotation of a GenBank genome assembly.